CUUUCAAGGGCUGAUGCCGUGAGCCUCUAUUUCCUGAUCUUCAUCGCUGACCUAUCCAUGCAUUCCCUGUUCGACCACCUCUCUUAGCUGCCGAGACCCAUGACGGUCGCGGCUCAUGACCAAGCCACCAGUACUGGUGGGAAAUCUCGAGGUCGUGUGCAUUUACAGGAACGCAUUUCCUUCCCCUGCAUCCGAGCGAGAUAACGGUCCGUGCCCUACCCAUCGUAUCUACUAGAGGCGAGGACGUCGGCCGGUCCACAUCGAAGGCAUCUGCUCGGACACGGAAUGCUGCCUACUAUGCGACUCUGGACCCUUGUCUCCUCAGUUCUUGCGCUUGUCACGUUCCAAGCAGCCGUGUAUGCAUCGCGAUUGUCUGCUAGGUCGCUUCUCCCCGAGCAGCGCAUUGCUAUCAGGGAAUCGCUGCCUGACUUGUACGAAGCGUCAGUUGUAGAACUGCAAGCCGGAUUACAAUCCGGCCUGUUCACCAGUGUUGAACUCGUUAAGGCAUACUUCGCUCGAAUUGAGGAAGUCAAUCUGCAGGGGCCCCUGCUCCGCGCCGUCAUCGAAACGAACCCAUCCGCUCUGACGCAAGCGGCCGCGUUGGAUGCAGAGAGGCUCGAGACAGGCCCACGCAGCUUGCUCCAUGGUAUCCCGGUAUUGGUCAAGGAUAACAUCGCCACAAUCGCCUCCGAGGGAAUGAACACCACCGCUGGGUCGUACAGUCUACUCGACUCUGUCGUUCCCGCGGAUGCCGGUGUCAUAACGAAGCUACGUGCCGCCGGAGCCAUCAUCCUCGGCAAGGCUAACCUAUCUGAGUUUGCACACUUCCGAGGCAACCUAGCCUCGGGCUGGUCUGGACGAGGCGGUCAAUGUACGAAUGCGUACUUCCCUCACGCCGAUCCUUGUGGGUCGUCUGCAGGAUCCGCCGUCGCCGCAUCCAUCGGGCUGGCUGCAGUUACCCUCGGUACUGAGACAGACGGAAGCAUCACCUGUCCGGCGAACCAGAACAACCUCGCUGGGAUAAAGCCGACCGUAGGGCUCACCUCACGCGCAGGAGUGAUCCCCAUCUCCGAGCACCAAGACACAGUCGGCCCGCUUACGCGCUCCAUGGCCGACGCCGCAAUCGUGCUCUCAAUCAUCGCGGGCCCAGACCCGAAUGACAACUUCACACUCGCGCAGCCGACACCCGUUCCCGACUACACACUCGCACUCAAUCCUAAUGCGCUCGCGGGUAAGCGCAUCGGCGUGCCCCGCGCGGUGUUCCUCAACGACUCCAUUACGGGUAGCGACCCGUACGUGAACGAGGUGUUCGAGCAGGCGCUGAAUACGAUGAGGGCGCUGGGUGCGACGGUGGUGGAUCCUGCUGACUUGCCGAGUGCGGAGGCGAUUGCGACGUCCGACAACGAGACGAUCGUACUGGAUACGGACUUCAAGAUCCAGUUGAAUGCGUGGUACAAGAGUCUCCUCUCCAACCCUUCUGGCGUGCGGUCCCUCGCUGAGCUCAUUGCAUUCGACGACGCAAACCCAACCCUCGAAGAGCCUCCGCGAUACACAGACCAAUCUAUCCUGAUCGCCUCCGAAGCAACGACCGGCAUGAACGCGACUUACUACGCCGCGCUCGCAUACGACUAUGAGAUGGGACGGACGAACGGGAUCGACGCCGCGCUAGACAUGUACGACCUUGAUGCUCUGGUGCUCCCAGCGCCCGGCUUCACGACCGUCCCUGCAGCUAUUGCCGGCUACCCGAUAGUAACCAUCCCCAUGGGAUUCUAUCCCGACAACGUCACGAUCGGCCUUGCGGGCCCCGAGACGGUCUACCCCGCGCCCGGCGUACCCAUCGGCCUGUCCUUCCUCGGCACGGCUUACAGCGAGUUUGAACUCGUCUCAUACGCAUUUGCGUACGAGCAGCACACUCACACACGCCUAGCGAGGAGAGCCUACGAGGAAGCGAUCCCAACAACGCAGUUAUGGGAUAUCAUUUACGGGGCUUAGCGGGUGUCAUACGUGGAUUGCUGGGCAUUGUCCGAGGGUGCUGUACGCGCGUAAGUAUGGUGUCCAGUCAAGGUCGAACGUCAUGCAUUCAUGCUUUGCCCUGCUA
Molecule: messenger RNA, 2098 nt
Organism: Rhodofomes roseus
Lineage: Eukaryota; Fungi; Basidiomycota; Agaricomycetes; Polyporales; Fomitopsidaceae
Product: amidase signature domain-containing protein
Exons: 12
Coding region: 286-1992 (568 amino acids)
Source: RefSeq, a predicted model, not a curated record